AUGUUGGUGGCGGUGGAAGAGAGACAGUCCACCCUAUUGAUGCAAUUCAUGAAGAAGCCACAUAUCUGGAAUCGGAAGCUCCACCAUGCAACCGACGUCCAUGGCAAUACUGCCUUGCACUUGGUCGCAAAGGUUUCUCGUCAUACGAAUGCACCUAUGCCAGCCGUUCACAUGCAAUGGGAAGUUCACUGGUUUCAGUAUGUGAAGAAUAUGAUGCCGCCGGAGUUCAAUGAACUGCGAAAUCGGAAAGGCAAAACUCCGGCGAUGAUGUUCGCGGAGGAACACCGUAAACUGAUGCAAGAAGGUUACAAGUGGAUAAAGGAAAUGUCGGGAAAUUAUAUUGUGGCGACGACGCUUAUUUCCGGCGUUACUUUUGCAACGUGCUUCCAGAUUCCGGGGGGAUAUGACGGAGACAACGGCAGGCCCAUUGUAGGCUAUCGUAUUGAAUUUAACGUGUUUGUUAUCACAGCACUGGUUUCCUUUUGCUCCUCCGUCACUUCCCUCGCCGCCUUUCUCGCCGUUCACAGCUCCCAAAGUGAUCGGCCCGAUAAUUACCGUCGACGUCUGCCAUUGACUCUGUGCCUGGGUUUGUGCUCCUUGUUUCUCUCAGUUGUGUCCAUGUUGAUUUCUUUCUGCGCUGCGCAUACCUUUGAACUUAUUGGCCCCCUAAACAAGCGGUCUAAGUAUGUCCCCUUCCACACCGAUGUGCAGCUUGUUUAUGUUGAUCUUAAAGCACAAUUGAUGAGGAAAACAACUGCAGACAAGUUGGAAUAUACUAUCCCCUGA
Molecule: messenger RNA, 786 nt
Organism: Neltuma alba
Lineage: Eukaryota; Viridiplantae; Streptophyta; Magnoliopsida; Fabales; Fabaceae
Exons: 3
Coding region: 1-786 (261 amino acids)
Cellular component (GO): membrane
Source: RefSeq, a predicted model, not a curated record